Molecule: messenger RNA, 3393 nt
Organism: Chroicocephalus ridibundus (black-headed gull)
Lineage: Eukaryota; Metazoa; Chordata; Aves; Charadriiformes; Laridae
Gene: RIPK4
Product: receptor interacting serine/threonine kinase 4
Exons: 8
Coding region: 1-2373 (790 amino acids)
Biological process (GO): protein phosphorylation
Cellular component (GO): cytoplasm
Molecular function (GO): protein kinase activity; protein binding; ATP binding
Source: RefSeq, a predicted model, not a curated record
AUGUCCCGGGAGCCCGGCUCGCCCUGGGGGGCCAUGGGACUCCUGAAAACUUUCGAGGAGAGCGAAUUCGGCAGCUGGGAGAAGAUCGGCUCGGGGGGGUUCGGGCAGGUGUACAAGGUGCGGCACCUCCACUGGAAGACCUGGCUCGCCAUCAAGUGCUCGCCCAGCCUGCAUGUGGAUGAGAAGGAGCGCAUGGAGUUACUGGAAGAAGCCAGGAAGAUGGAAAUGGCAAAGUUUCGCUACAUCCUUCCUGUUUAUGGCAUCUGUAAAGAACCUGUUGGCUUGGUCAUGGAAUACAUGGAAACGGGUUCUCUAGAAAAACUCCUGGCUUCAGAACCUCUGCCCUGGGAAUUGCGCUUCCGAAUCAUCCACGAGACAGCUGUGGGGAUGAACUUCCUGCACUGCAUGUCCCCUCCGCUGCUCCACCUGGACCUCAAGCCUGCAAACAUCCUGCUUGAUGCCCACUACCAUGUCAAGAUUUCUGACUUUGGACUUGCAAAGUGCAAUGGCUUGUCCCAUUCCCAUGACAUCAGCAUGGACGGCUUGUGUGGCACAAUUGCGUACCUUCCUCCAGAGCGCAUCAAAGAGAAAAACAGGUGUUUUGACACCAAACAUGAUGUGUACAGCUUUUCCAUUGUCGUUUGGGGAGUUCUUACACAGAAGAAGCCUUUUGCAGAGGAAAACAACAUUUUACAUAUUAUGGUAAAAGUAGUUAAAGGCCACCGCCCAGAGCUACCUGCUGUUUCCAAAUCCAGGCCUCAGUCAUGUAAUAACUUGAUCAAACUGAUGCAAAAAUGUUGGCAAGAUGAUCCUGGUGAACGGCCAACAUUUCAAGAAAUCACUUCAGAAACAGAGGCCCUUUGUGAGAAACCAGAAGAUGAAACAAGAGAGAUGAUAACUCAGGACCUGGACACCAAGAAUUCCCCAGAGCAGCAGCCUGAGGGGAUGUCUGCGUUAUCCCAGCCGAAACAGGAGCCUGCUUUACCGUCAGUUAAGGAUUACAGUCUCUCAGAGUUGUUGUCCCAGCUGGAUUCAGGGAUUUCACAGACUAUGGAAGGCCCUGAGGAUCUCAGCCGCAGCUCUUCUGAGUCCAAACUUGCCUCCAGUGACAAGCGGCUUUCGGGAGUUUCAUCUGUAGAUUCAGCUUUCUCAUCCAGAGGCUCCCUUUCCCUUUCCUUUGAAAGGGAGAGUUCAGAUAUUGGUACUACAGACAUACAGAAGAGAAAGCUAACGGAGGCCAUUUUAUCUGGAGAUACCAGCAAGCUGAUGAAGAUCCUCCAGCCUCAAGAUGUUGAUAUUGUUUUAGAUGGGAACUCCAGUCUUUUGCACUUGGCUGUUGAAGCUGGUCAAGAAGAAUGUGUCAAAUGGCUUCUCCUGUACAAUGCUAACCCUAACCUCACCAACAAGAAGGGAUCCACCCCUCUUCACAUAGCCAUUGAGAAGAAAGUUAAAAGCAUUGUGGAGCUGAUAAUGGCUAGGAAAAUCAAUGUUAAUGCCAAAGAUGAGGAUCAGUGGACUGCUCUUCACUUUGCUGCCCAAAACGGGGAUGAUUUCAGCACCAAAAUGCUGCUUGAUAAGAACGCAUCCUUAAAUGAAAUAGAUUUUGAAGGCAGAGCCCCCAUCCACAUAGCCUGUCAGUAUGGCCAAGAGAAUAUUGUGCGGAUCCUGCUGAGAAGAGGUGUUAAUGUGAACAUCAAAGGAAAGGAUGACUGGGUGCCACUGCACUAUGCUGCCUGGCAAGGUCAUCUCCCCAUUGUAAAGCUCCUGGCCAAACAGCGGGGUGCAAACGUGAAUGUGCAGACCGUGGAUGGAAGGACCUCGCUACACUUGGCUGCUCAACGAGGGCACUACCGUGUCGCUCGCCUUCUCAUAGACCUGGAGACAGAUGUCAACAUACGGAACGCGCUCUUGCAGACUGCUCUCCACAUAGCUGCUGAAACUGGCCACACAAGCACGUCGAGGCUGCUCCUUAAACAUGGUGCAGACAUUGAGGCAGCCACAGCAGAAGGAUACACCGCUCUGCACUUGGCAUCUCGCAGUGGCCAUUUAGCAACAACGAAGUUGCUGAUAGAUGAAAGGGCCAGUGUUCUAGCCAGAGGCCCUUUAAAUAGGACAGCGUUACAUCUUGCUGCAGAAAACGGGCACUCUGAAGUAGUAGAAGAACUUGUCAGUUCAGAGAAUAUCAAUGUUUUUGACAGUGAAGGGUGGACAGCUCUUCAUCUGGCUGCACGAGGAGGGCACACAAAAACAGUUGAGGUUCUUCUGAAGCAUGGGGCGCACACUGACAUGCAAAGACCCACAUGUCAGACCCUGCUACAGCUCCCUCAGCAGAGCAGUAACAGCUCGGUUACUGUGUUGUUAAGUGACACUUAAACAAAAGGUACAGAACUUGCUACCUUUCUGUGUGGUGCGAGAAGGCUGCUGGAGCUUGACUCAUGAGGGCCUUCUCCAGUUGUGCAGUGCUCAUCAGCGGUGUCAGCUGAUGGACUGAGGUGCAACCAGCAGAAGCUACUUGCGUUUGAGUGUGCGAGUGAGAGCGCACAUGGACUAAGGCCAGAUGUAAGGCUAAGAGCUGGAGUCUGCUAUGCCGUGGUUUUAGCAGUCAUUCUGCAUGUGCCUGCCCUGUCUGUGUAUUGACAUUCCUCUUCCAAGGAUGUUGUGAGAGAAGGAUGCAACUUGUGAGUUUCUUCCUGCUUUUUUUUUUUUUUUUUUUUAAUGUGCCAAACUAAUUUAAGAACUAACAUUUUGCUUUUUUUAUUUUCCUGCCCAGCCAAAAAAAAAAAAGGAUGGCAUAGAUUCCUGAUUUAUUGUAGUGAUCUAUAUUUUAGGCUGAAAGCCUCCAGCGUGAAAUAAACACAACACAAAUCUGCUUGAAAUUAAAAUAAGAGAUGAGGAAAGGGCUAUUAAGAAUACAGUUAUUCGCUAUUCACAUUUCAGGGUCAGAAGUUACUCUGUUUAACAGAGACAUUGAUUACAGAUUUCCCUGUACUCGAAACUGAUGAGGCAGACUUACUAACAAGGUAGGAUCCCGAAAAUACAUAAGCAGAAAUACAAGCUUAACACUGGUAUCUUCAUAUACAGUACCACCUUGUAUGUAUUCUAAUAUCAGUAACUGAUCUAGGUGCUUAGCGGUUUGUCUUAAAUUAAAAUGUCAAAAGCUAAAAUUCAUACUGGACUGUAACUGGAUGGUAUAUUCUAACACCAUUAUACCAAUUUGCAAAACAAUGUUUGGAGGGGCUGAUGACUAGAUUGAUAUACUGUGUAUAUAGUAUUUCUACCUGUUGUAUGCUUUUUUCUACUGAAGAAAAUAGAUUGCUUAGAGUGGGUAUGUUUUAAUACACCUUUUAUUUUCACUCUUUUCAAAGUUCAAAUGUGAUGUGUUAUUAAUAAAAG